CUUAAUAAGAGGGGUGUUUUAAAUCCUCCGGUUGUAGAAAAAGUGAAGCUAAUGAAACAAGUCGUAGCCCAAACCCUAACUCCAACAGAAAACCCUAUAUAUUGUUGCAAUAUGCUGAUAAUCCUCUCCCCUUCUUUGCUUGCAACAUUCACAAUUACAGAUAAUGUCUUCUGGCCGUUCAAUUCCUACUGAGGAUAGAAUUAGCGACUUGCCCGAGUCAAUUCUCUGCCACAUUCUCUCCUUCCUUCCAACCAAAGCCGCUGCAACCACAAUGAUUCUCUCAAAGAGAUGGAAACCGGUAUGGCUCUCUGUCGUUAUUCUUAACUUCGAUGACAAAGAAUUCAAUGACUUUGAGACAUUUCACAAGUUUGUUUAUUCAACCAUGUUCUCUUUGCGAGACAAAAAGACUUCGAUCCAAUCGUUUACCUUGAAAUUAUGCUUCUAUUCUCGCUUCAAACCAAGAGAAUUGAAUAGAAUUUUUAAAUUUGUGGUGCAACGAGGAGUCAAGAAUCUUAACUUCGACUUGUCUGGUAAACCGCGUUGUAUCAAAUUACCUCCUUGCAUUCUCAGUUGUAAGACACUUCAGGUUCUUAGAUUGGAAAACGUAAAAUUGUGGGAUUUUGACCAAGUGAAUUUUCCUUGUCUCAAAACUCUUCAUUUGAAUAACGUUGAUUUGACAUCUCCUAAAUAUUUUGCAAAGUUUCUAUAUGGCUGCCCUAUUUUAGAAGAUUUGAAUGCAAAAUCACGUACCUUCCAGAAAUCAAUCGAUCCCAUGGAAAACUUGAAUGCUUUACCUAAUUUGGUCAAAGUAAAGAUUUGUUAUAAUACGGAUAUUCCGAUGUCUUUGGUUUGUAAGACGAGAAUUUUGCAUAUAGAACAGAUAUGGGGCAUGACUUGGAAACCACUUCCCAUGUUUCACAAUUUGACUCACAUGGAACUUACUUUUUUGAUUAGCUUACUAAAGAGGGAGUGCAGGUCGUUGAUAGAAAUACUCCCACAUUUUCCCAAUCUUCAACAUUUUAACAUUAAGUUAAAUUUUAUGAAUAUAAGGGGUGCAACAUAUAUUUGUUCUGAAUGUUCGAAGGUUGUUCCACCCAAUCCCACCGUUGCUCCAGAAUGUCUCUCCUCACAGCUAAAAACACUUAGCAUUAAAUGUUCCACAGACACAAAAAACAUCAACAAUUGUGAGUUCCAAUUUGUAAAAUAUAUUAUGCAACAUUCAAAAGUACUAGAGACUGUGAGAGUCAAAAGUACCCGCCUUAAAACAAACCAAAUGUUUAUGAAGUUAUCUUCAUGCACAAGGAGAUCUCCAACAUGUAAACUUUUAUUUGGUUGAUGAUGAUAAUUAUGUCGUGGUUUUCUUUUGGAAGAAUGAGUAGUGGUUUUUCAUAAAAGAAAUUUUCGGGAGUAAUAUCAUAUACUUUCUCUUAGUGUAAAGAGAGAGAUGAAUCCAUGUAAUCAAAGUUCUACCUUUUGUUUAUUUUAUUGUUUGGUGUAGUACGGUUGUUGAUCCUACGAAUACUGGAGAAAUCUAUAACUAUGGUGCAUUUUGAUUGUUA
Messenger RNA from Vicia villosa (hairy vetch), 1559 nucleotides. RefSeq names its product putative FBD-associated F-box protein At5g44940. Lineage: Eukaryota; Viridiplantae; Streptophyta; Magnoliopsida; Fabales; Fabaceae. The record is from RefSeq and is a predicted model, not a curated record. The transcript has 2 exons. Gene Ontology annotation, molecular function: protein binding. Bases 164 to 1336 code for a protein of 390 amino acids.